Molecule: messenger RNA, 1853 nt
Organism: Capsella rubella
Lineage: Eukaryota; Viridiplantae; Streptophyta; Magnoliopsida; Brassicales; Brassicaceae
Product: dof zinc finger protein DOF2.5
Exons: 2
Coding region: 337-1419 (360 amino acids)
Biological process (GO): regulation of DNA-templated transcription
Molecular function (GO): DNA-binding transcription factor activity; DNA binding
Source: RefSeq, a predicted model, not a curated record
UUCUUCUUCUUCUUAACUACUUCCUCCUUUUUCUCUCUUUUCUUUCUCUUACCUUCCUCCAUGAUCCGUGAAAUUUUUCAUACUUAAUCAUAUGCAUCAUAUAUAUCAUUAUUUCUCUGUCCUCAUGUGCUCUUAUAUAAAUAGAUGAAUAAUUUGUGGUUAUGGAGAAUGGAGAUUUGUGUAUUUAAGAUUUUGUGCACAUAUAUUUCAAUAAUUUGCAUGGGAAUACUAUUAGUAGUAUUUUUGUAGGUUUCGAGGUCGGAAAGAAAAAAAUUAGAAAGAUGUUAUAGGGCAGCUCACGGCACUUUUUCUCAGCCUUUUCAUGGUUUUCAAGAAAUGAUGAACGUAAAACCAAUGGAGCAGAUCAUGAUUCCCAAUAGCAGCACACAUCAAUCAAACACAACAUCUAAUGCAAGACCAAACACCAUUCUCUCAUCUAACGGUGUCUCAGCCGCUGGAGCCCCCGUCUCCGGCGUAAGCAACAACAAUAACAAUACGGCGGUUGUGGCGGAGAGGAAAGCAAGACCACUAGAGAAACUAAAUUGUCCAAGAUGUAACUCAACCAACACAAAGUUUUGUUACUACAACAACUAUAGUCUCACACAACCAAGAUACUUUUGUAAAGGUUGUCGAAGGUAUUGGACCGAAGGUGGAUCUCUUAGGAAUGUUCCUGUGGGGGGAAGCUCAAGAAAGAACAAGAGAUCAACUUCUUCUUCCUCAUCCAACAUUCUUCAAACGAUGCCAUCUUCACUUGGUUUGACCACAACACUUCCAGAUCUAAACCCACCAAUUCUCUUCUCCAACCAAAUCCCUAAUAAAUCAAAAGGGUCAUCGCAAGAUCUCAACUUGUUGUCUUUCCCCGUCAUGCAAGAUCAUCAUCAUCAUGUUCAUAUGUCUCAGUUUCUUCAGAUGCCGAAGAUGGAGGGAAAUGGUAACAUAACUCAUCAGCAGCCUUCAUCAUCUUCUUCUCUCUAUGGCUCCUCGUCGUCUCCUGUUUCAGCUCUUGAGCUUUUAAGAACCGGAGUUAAUGUUUCCUCAAGAUCAGGGAUCAACUCAUUCAUGCCUCCCGGUCCAAUGAUGGAUUCAAACACUGUGCUCUACACUUCUUCAGGUUUUCCAACAAUGGUGGAUUACAAGCCAAGUAAUCUCUCCUUCUCUACUGAUCACCAAGGGCUUGGACAUAACAGCAACAACAACAACAGGUCCGAAGCUCAUAAUGAUCAUCAUCAGGAAGGUAGAGUUUUGUUUCCAUUUGGGGAUCAGAUGAAGGAGCUUUCGUCAAGCAUAACACAAGAAGUUGAUCAUGAUGAUAAUCAACAGCAGAAGAGUCAUGGAAAUCAUAAUAAUAAUAAUCCAAGCCCUACUAAUGGAUAUUGGAGUGGGAUGUUCAGUACUACAGGAGGAGGAUCUUCAUGGUGAAGCAAAAUGAUCAAAAAGGAGAUUAUGAAAUUAGCUUUCUAAUUCUCUUUCAUGAUCUUUUGCCUCACAUGGGUUACUUUAGUUAAAGUUGUCAGAACUUAGCUAACACAACAUAGUCUUUUUAUUCUACUUUCUUUUUGGGUUUUUUUUUUAAAAAAUUUGGUUUAAAUUAAUAUUUAUUAUUUUCUAAAUGUUUUUAUAGUUGGGUUUGAUGGUAAUUUGGGUUGGGUCUUUUUUUUCUUUCAUUUUGGUUUGUUGAUGAAGUAGUAUAUAAAUCACGGCGUUGUGUAUGGGUAGAAGAAUAUGUGAAUACGAAUCUCCCGAGUGUUGUUACAUGGGUGGGUAUGUAACUAAUGUAUUCAUCGCUUCUUCUAACUGUACGUAUAAGUGGUUUCGUUACAGAUUUUAUUCAUAUAAAUAUUCUCGAUUUAUAA